GCGUCGCUCAGUCCCUAGAAUCCCCCCAGGGGGCGCUGGAGAGGAGGCUUAGGAACUAGUAUCUUGCCGGGCUGCUGGGCGCAAGGGUUUCGUCAGAAGGUGGAAAUCUCAGUGAGAAGCUGCCAUCUCCCACCCUCACCCCAUUCCCUUCCUCCUCUCCUUCCUUUCUCACUCCUCUGCUCCCUCCCUCCUUCCCCAGCUCCUUCCUCUUUACUCUGCUAGUUUCCGAGCCUGGCAGCUCCCUUCACGCUGUUCACCUCUUCCCCCGCCCCCAUCCCCAAGAAUGGAGUCGGGGUUUCCAGAGCGACCAAACUCUCCUCCCAGCAUCUUUAUCCUUCUUGGCUGUUGCUAAACUGGCCCCAGCUGACCAAAGAGGGAGGAGGGAAGCCCGACCCUUCUAAGACCUCUUUACAACUACACCAUCCAGGACCUCCACUCCAAAGGCGGAUUUUGUAUCCUGGGGGCGGGACAGACCUGUCCCGGGCUGAAUUCUCUUUCUAGUCUCCGAGGCUGGCACACCCAGAAUGAAGAAGAUGAGCAACAUUUAUGAGUCAGCUGCCAACACGCUGGGAAUCUUUAACAGCCCCUGCCUGACCAAAGUUGAACUGCGUGUGGCGUGCAAAGGGAUUUCUGACAGAGAUGCUCUGUCCAAGCCGGACCCCUGCGUCAUCCUCAAGAUGCAGUCUCACGGGCAGUGGUUUGAGGUGGACAGGACAGAGGUGAUCCGUACCUGCAUAAACCCGGUGUACUCCAAACUGUUUACAGUGGACUUUUACUUUGAAGAGGUUCAGCGUCUCCGGUUUGAAGUCCAUGACAUCAGCAGCAACCACAAUGGGCUGAAGGAGGCUGACUUCCUGGGUGGCAUGGAGUGCACACUUGGCCAGAUUGUGUCCCAGAGAAAGCUUUCCAAGUCCUUGCUGAAACAUGGGAACACGGCGGGGAAGUCCUCCAUUACGGUGAUUGCCGAAGAGUUAUCAGGCAAUGACGACUAUGUGGAGCUUGCCUUCAAUGCACGGAAAUUGGAUGAUAAGGAUUUCUUCAGUAAAUCCGACCCAUUUCUGGAAAUUUUCAGGAUGAAUGAUGACGCAACUCAGCAGCUUGUGCACCGGACGGAGGUUGUGAUGAAUAACUUAAGCCCGGCCUGGAAGUCGUUCAAGGUAUCAGUGAAUUCUCUGUGUAGUGGAGAUCCCGACCGUCGGCUGAAGUGCAUAGUGUGGGAUUGGGACUCCAAUGGCAAGCAUGACUUUAUCGGAGAAUUCACCUCCACCUUCAAGGAGAUGAGAGGAGCCAUGGAAGGGAAACAGGUACAGUGGGAAUGCAUCAACCCCAAAUACAAGGCCAAGAAGAAGAAUUAUAAGAACUCAGGCAUGGUGAUUCUGAAUCAGUGUAAGAUCCACAAGAUGCAUUCCUUCUUGGACUACAUCAUGGGUGGCUGCCAAAUCCAGUUUACAGUAGCUAUAGAUUUCACAGCCUCUAACGGAGACCCCAGGAACAGCUGUUCCCUGCACUAUAUCCACCCAUACCAGCCCAAUGAGUACCUGAAGGCCUUGGUGGCUGUGGGAGAGAUUUGCCAAGAUUACGACAGUGACAAAAUGUUCCCGGCUUUUGGGUUUGGCGCCAGGAUACCCCCAGAGUACACGGUCUCUCAUGACUUUGCAAUCAACUUUAAUGAAGAUAACCCAGAGUGUGCAGGAAUUCAAGGAGUUGUGGAAGCCUAUCAGAGCUGUCUUCCCAAACUCCAGCUUUAUGGCCCCACCAACAUUGCUCCCAUCAUUCAGAAGGUUGCCAAGUCAGCCUCGGAGGAGACCAACACCAAGGAGGCAUCGCAAUACUUCAUCCUGCUGAUCCUGACAGAUGGUGUCAUCACCGACAUGGCGGACACCCGGGAGGCCAUCGUCCACGCCUCGCACCUCCCCAUGUCGGUCAUCAUCGUGGGAGUGGGGAACGCUGACUUCAGUGACAUGCAGAUGCUGGACGGUGACGACGGAAUUCUAAGGUCACCCAAGGGAGAGCCCGUCCUUCGAGACAUCGUCCAGUUUGUGCCCUUCCGGAACUUCAAACACGCGUCGCCAGCUGCCCUUGCAAAGAGUGUGUUGGCUGAAGUCCCAAAUCAAGUCGUGGACUAUUACAACGGAAAAGGGAUUAAACCAAAGUGUUCAUCGGAAAUGUAUGAGUCUUCCCGGACACUGGCACCAUGAACUCCACACUUUUACAGAGUUCGGAAGCACUGUUCGCUAAUAUUUACAACUUUUAUUCCUGUACUUUAAAAGAAAAUAAUGAUAAUAUACAUUUAAAGAUAGCACGUCUCGGUGAUUUUUGACUAAUUGAUAUUUUUUUUUGCAUGUGUAGCCCCAAGGCCUGAUCUGUAUUGUAAAAGACUUUUUACAAUGAAAUACAGUCGUAACAUCCACUUUACAGCAUGUUGCCUUGAAACAAAAUGGUAUACGUAUCCAUUUUUAUACCGGUUUGUUGAAAUUUUGCUAAAUUUCUUAUUAUCUUUACACUGUAAAGCAUUUUGAAACAUUUCUUGAAUGUUGAUAGCCAAAACGUAUUUGGCUUAAUCUCCUAUCUGAUGAGAGACUUUUCAAAAUGGCAGAUGCAUGGACUGUAUUUUGCAUGUUUAAAAUAAUAAUAAAAAAUAAUCUUACACUGGUUUUGCAGUUGUUAUCUAUAGCCCCUCCCUGCUGAGAAUGACCUCUCUACUAAAUAAAUUUACCUACCUAGAAGUAGCCUUUUCAAAGUGGAGCUGGGUCGUUUAGCCCAGUACCCAUGUUUACACACUCCCAUAGACACAAAUUCCCUGAGAAUCUUGUUCUAAUGGAGCUUUUUAACGCCGGGCCUGAGGCUCUGCAUGUCUCACAAGAUCCUCAGUGAUGCUCACGCAUUCCUUGCACCGCACAAGGACCGGUGAGGUUCUGAACUCAAGGCUUUCACAAUAGAAAUCAUCUCAACCAGGGCAGCUCCUAGCCUGCUAGCCAGUGGCACCUCUUCCCUGCUGGUAGCAUAGAGGGCCGGCCCAUCCCAGAGGUGAGAGUAGAAAGCAGUGGGGCUGAUUCCAGAAGCUGCACACCUCACGUCAGUCUCACUGCUUUCCGGUCACACCUCUUCCUCCACCCAGACUGAGGAGCGCUCCUUCUGGCUUGCUCCUGCUUGGCUAAAAGAGGCGCCACAGCCUGCUGCAUGGAUGGUUCCAGUGCCUAGAAAUUAUUUCCCGAGAUUCUUCCUUGGAUCUUGAAUGGAAUCUUGUCCAUGCCAAAUAGCAACGUGGCUCCCCGAAUUUCUGUUCUACUCACUUGGUCUUUGAGAUCACUGUAGGGGCACCUUUUGGCCUCUUUAAUCACUUCUGAGCACAACCCCCAUAAGUGGAAAUGACUGUGUAGGGUCAGGGUGUUUAGUCCGAAUCUACGGUAGUCUUGAACCAAAACAAUGACUUGUUUUUGCUUUUUUGAUCUUCUCUUGGAGAAAUGGACAAUUGUUUUAUAAGCUUCAAAAAGCACAAAGUAAAACUUAGUUUGGGUCAGAAAGAAUGGUGAAGUGUAUCCAUAGCAAAAGAAAUGUUUUGUUCGGGUAGGUUUAGGGGGAGGGCAGUAACAAUUAAUUAAGCAAAUCAAAUGUACAAUUUCCAGAGCUAUAAUUAUAGAUCCUAAUCUUGCAAAUACAUGUCAACCAAAUGCAUAACAUUUUGGGAAUGAUGGUUAAAACAAAUGUAAGACUGAAAAAAGUCAUAAAUGUUUAAAUUGUAUUGUUUUCUGAAUAAAUUGGGUACUUACAGAA
Messenger RNA from Myodes glareolus (Bank vole), 3774 nucleotides. RefSeq names its product copine 4 (gene Cpne4). Gene Ontology annotation, molecular function: calcium-dependent phospholipid binding. NCBI's taxonomy places the organism in Eukaryota, Metazoa, Chordata, Mammalia, Rodentia, Cricetidae. The record is from RefSeq and is a predicted model, not a curated record. Gene Ontology annotation, biological process: cellular response to calcium ion. Gene Ontology annotation, cellular component: plasma membrane.